Molecule: messenger RNA, 1511 nt
Organism: Carassius auratus (goldfish)
Lineage: Eukaryota; Metazoa; Chordata; Actinopteri; Cypriniformes; Cyprinidae
Exons: 9
Coding region: 81-1511 (476 amino acids)
Source: RefSeq, a predicted model, not a curated record
UAAGAGACUUCAACAGAUCACAACAGAGCGGAUUAUUACAAUAAAUCUCUCCACAGAUCAUCCUCGUAAACUCCGAUUUCAUGGACAUCUUUAACAAUAUGAAGAGCAUGUUACUGCUCUUUGUACUCCAAUUUUUCAUUGCCGGUGUGUUUGAUGAGUCCGUGUCAGUGAAGGAGGGAGAAUCUGUCACUCUACACAGCGGUCUUACUGGAAUAGAAACAGAUGAUGUGAUACAGUGGAGGUUUGGCCCCCAAGGCACCCUCACAGCUCAAAUCAACAGAGCAGCCAAUAAGAGCAUUACAUUUGAUGAUGUUCUUGAAGGGAGAUUCAGAGGUAGAUUGAAACUGGACAAUCAAACUGGAGCUCUUACCAUUAGAAACAUCAGAACUGAACACUCUGGACUUUAUGAAGUAACCAGCAGCAAACAUAGUUUAAACAAGAUAUUCAAUGUCAGUGUUGUGCCUGUAGAUGACGUGAAGUCAGUGUCAGUGCUGGUGGGAGAUUCAGUCACUCUACACACAGAUCUUACUGAAAUACAGAGAGAUGAUGUGAUACAGUGGAGGUUUGAACAUCAAAACUCUAUAGCUGAAAUCGAUAGAAAGGCUAGAAAAAUCUCUACAUAUGAUGGACCUGAUGGGAGAUUUAGACACAAUCUACGGCUGGACCAUUGGACUGGAUCUCUGACCAUCAGGAACAUUGGAAUCAGUCACUCUGGACUCUAUGAAGUGGACAUCAGUACCAGCAGCAGCAAACACACCAUACACAAGUCAUUCAUUGUCAUGGUCAGCGGUGAAAUAAAGUCCGAGACAGUGAAGGAGGGAGAAUCAGUCACUCUACGGACUGGUUUUACUGAAGUACAGAUUUAUGAUUCCAUGACAUGGAUGUUUGGGGACACUGUCCUUGCUGUAAUCAAUAAAGGAGCUCAGCUUUAUGAUGAUGAUGAAAGAUUCAGAGACAAACUGCAGCUUGACAAUCAAACUGGAUCUCUGACCAUAACAAAAUGCACAAUCUCAAACUCUGGACUCUAUGAACUGAAGAUCCUAAGCAACAGACAAAAUGUACACCAGAGAUUCAGUGUUACUUUAAGUGUACCAGGUUCAUCAGACAAAACAAAGUGGAUAGUUAGUACUAUUCUGCUGGUGUCUGUAGCCGCAGCUGCUUCUGUGAUUUACUGUAUCUGCAACUGCCUAAAACAAGGGCCGCUCAGCUGUCAGGACAAAGAGAAUGGGACUUUGGAUGCCCUUUUUCCAAAAGGCGAUGAACUGAAUCCACUAUCUGUGACUGACGGAGAUGAUGGGACUCUAAUAGCGGAUGGAUUGAAAGGCACUCACUCUGAUGGAAUAAAGUCAGUGAUGGAGGAAGAAUCUGUCACACUGAACACUGAUGCUGAACUACAGACAGGUGAUGAGAUUCUGUGGAUGUUUGGAGACAAAGACACUGUCAUAGCUAAAACCAAAGGAGGGACCAGACUCUUUCUGGAAAGUUCUAAUGCUCUUGCUUCUUUAGAGUAG